Messenger RNA from Ictalurus punctatus (channel catfish), 7495 nucleotides. It is a transcript of the gene fyco1a, whose product is annotated as FYVE and coiled-coil domain autophagy adaptor 1a. Bases 485 to 5011 code for a protein of 1508 amino acids. Gene Ontology annotation, biological process: plus-end-directed vesicle transport along microtubule; positive regulation of autophagosome maturation. The record is from RefSeq and is a predicted model, not a curated record. Gene Ontology annotation, molecular function: metal ion binding. The transcript has 19 exons. Lineage: Eukaryota; Metazoa; Chordata; Actinopteri; Siluriformes; Ictaluridae. Gene Ontology annotation, cellular component: late endosome; lysosome; autophagosome.
UUGUUCACCUGUUUGUAAACAUCGGACAGGCUCGACCUCUCCAAAAAAGUCAGAAGAGCAGCGACAUAACUUAACAGUUCUCUGUUGUGUAAAAGCUGACAUUUAAAAACAAUUUGCAACGAUUUAUUUACGACCCCUGUGCCAUAUCUAACGGAGCCCCUUUUGUGACAUCCCUUCUAAUUCCGUAUAAUAACAAUAAUAACGACAUAAUUAAGUCGUAAGGUGUAGUGAGUCCUAGAUAUAUCGGCACAGUUUAUAAUCCCGAGCUGAAAAUAAUCAAAAGGAAUCAAUUCCCUCUCCUCCUUGUAGCUCUUGAUUAUCGACCUACUUAUUAUGAUCACGUUUUAUCAAGUCCUUAUCUCGUUCCUACCACAUGAUGGUCUCGUUCCUGGUGAAAGAGGCACUAAGUUACCCUUAGUAACUGUCUGAUUUGAGCAGACCACACAUGACCUCUUGACCCGGUUGGCAGGGAGUGAGCAGGACCAUGGCGACAGCUGGAGAGGGCCAGCUGCAGAGGGUUAUCAGAGAUCUGCAAGACGCUGUGUCGGAGCUCACCAAAGAGUACAAGGAGAACGGAGAGCCAGUCACUGACGACAGCACUAACCUGCAAAAGUUCUCCAACAAGCUGGAGUACCUGCUACAGUUUAACCAGAAGGAGAAGACCACAUUUCUGGGCACGAGGAAAGAUUACUGGGACUACUUUAGCGACUGUCUGGCUAAAAUAAAAGGCGCCAAUGAUGGCAUUCGCUUUGUCAAAUCCAUCCCUGAGCUAAAGACGUCGCUGGGAAAAGGCAGAGCAUUUAUCCGAUACUCUCUGGUGCACCAGCGGUUAGCUGACACCCUUCAGCAGUGCCUCAUGAACCAAAAGGUCACCAGUGACUGGUAUUAUUCCCGAAGUCCCUUUCUGAAGCCUCAUCUCAGUGUGGACGUUGUUAACACUCUCUACGAGCUCAACGAAGUCCAGUUCGAUGUGGCGUCCCGGGGCCACGACCUGGAUUCGGCCUGGCCCACUUUUGCACGGAGGACUCUGGGUUUGACCAACUCUCCAAGCCACAUGUGGAAAGCACCCAGCCGCAGCUCCAGCAUUAACAGCCUGGCCAGCUCAUACUCACAGGCCCCGGAGUUUCUCUGCAGUCCAGAGUUUGGAAAUAGCUUGCUGAGUGAGUCUGCAGAGCCGUUGUCUGAUUCUGCCAUCACCGCAGUGGACGAGCUUCGUCUGGAGCUGGAUCAGUCAGAGCUGAAACAGCGUGAGCUGGUGGAGCAUGUUCAACAGCUUGGCAGCGAGGCCAUAGAGCUCCGUGAAGUGGUGGCUGAACUGCAGAGGCAGCUGGACAUUUCAUUAGCAGCUCAGUCUAACCACCAGGAACUUCAGCUCAAGCUGGAGGUGUUGGCAGAGAGGGAACGGACUCUAGCCCAAGAUCUGGAGGUCCUGAGGAGACGUGAGGCUGUUAAAGAGGCAGCAGAUCAGGAAAUUCAGGGCAAGUUAGCUGCUGCGGAAAAAAAGAACGUGGAGUUAAUGGCUAAACUAGACGAGGUGCUUGAGGAGAAAGGGCAGAGGACAGCCAGCCAAUUUGACUCGGCCCAAAAGAUCCAUGAACUCCUGGAUGGACUGAAGGAAGCAGAGAAAGGCAGGAUAGAAGCACUAACACACGGUGAAGAGGAAAGGAUGCACGCAGAACGUCUGGCUGAGGAGCUCAGAAUGAAACAGCAAGCCCUGAGAGACGGAGAAACUAAAAUGGCCGCUUUAACAGAGAAGAGUAUGAAGCUCAUAAAGCAGGCAGAAGAACAACGUAAUGCCAUGGACAAACUUCAGGAGGAGCUGUCAGUGAGAGAGAACGAAGUAAGCAGUCUUCAGAAAGACCUGCAAGACCUUCAGCGCUGUCUGGAGGUGAUGGAGCAUCAGGCUGCCGAAGAGAAGAAAAGGGCCUUGCAGGAGAAAGAGGUGCUGCAGAAAAAGUUGAGCUCCCUACAAGAAAGCCUAGAAGGACAGGUGCAAAACCUAAAGGCACAACUAAGAGGUAAAGAAACUGAACUUAUCUCCAGUGUGAAGAAGAUCAAGCACCUGGAGGCUGUAGCUGAGAAGAUAGCAGGAGAGAAACAGGGUCUGAGUGGGAGUAUAGUAAAACUGGAGACACACAUUGAAGAUCAGAGAAAGAUGAUUGACGAAUACAAGGAACAGUGCAACAACCUCACAGAGCUGAACAACAAGCUCCUCAAGACAGUCGAGAAGAACAAGGAGACCAAUAAAGAGCUGAUGGAAAGCAAGGCUGUGUUAGAAAAUGAUCUGGCUGAGCUGAGGGCAUCUGAAAAGCAGCUCAGAGGUCAACUCGAUGACGCUAAAGUGACAGUGGAUGAGCGGGAACAGCGGAUGCGUGAUGAGAACCGCAGCCUUGAUAAGAAGCUCCAAAAAUCAAUCAUGCAGAUCAAGGAGUCGGAAAGCGUAGUCCACAAGUUGGAGCAGGAGAACACUGAUCUCAGGCAGGAGUGCUUAAAGAGUAAAGAUGCUCUCGCAGCUGCACAGGAAGAACUACGUAAAUCUACUGACCAGAUCAGGGAUCUCGAGAGUAGCCUAGAGGUGGCAAGACAUAACGAGACAAACCUCACCAUGCAGCUAAAGGAACAGCACUCACAGCUGGAGGAUCGAGAGAAGCUUUGUGAGGAGCUUCAAGAAAGACUUGAUGAACUAGAAACCCAGGAGGGAGAGCUGGAGGCUGAGAAAGAAGAGGCAGAGCGAGCCUUGGAGAUGCAGAGGGAGAUGAUGGGAAGGUUGGAGGUCCAGAAGAAAGCAGUGGAAAAAGCUCAGCUGGAGAUGAUUGCCUGCCAUGCCACGGAAGCCCAGGAUAUGGCCUCGAAAGUAGCACUAUUGGAGGAGCAGCUGGGCCUGAAUGUGAAAGAAGUGUCCAGACUUCAGGAGGAAGUGGUGGACUUGAAGGCCAAACUGCUUUUUUCCGAGGAGGACAAAGUAAAGGUCCAGACUAAGCUGGUAAUCACAGAGGCGUCUAGGAUAGAGCUGCAGACUUUGACAGAACAACUUAAAAUGCAAGCUGAGGAGCAGAACCGAAAUCACGUCAAUGAACUUUUACAGUUCAAGCAGCACGUGGAGGAGAUAUCGUCCGAACUAGACGUGGAAAGAUCUGCGCUUGCUAAAACAUCAGCUGACUUCACUGCAGCUCAAGAGGACCUGGCUGUACUAAAGACCCAAAAUGAACGACUGGUCAUGGAGAACACAGAGACUAGAGAGGGACUCCACAGAGCCAACAUGGAGAUGGCUGAGCUGGGAAUGACCAUCUGCAAGCUGACCGCGGAACGGGAGGAAGCUGAAGAACGCCGGGCAGCCGAGAGCACCCGGAUCCAUGAGAUGGAGGAACUGGGAGAGCGUGAAAAGGAUCGGCUGAACGCCAGCGUGGCGGCACUACGGCAGGAGAACGCCAGUUUGCGAGAGGAGCUCCUUCAAGUGGAGAAGCUUCCAGAAACAGUCCUGGAGUUGAAGGAGAUGCUGGAUAAAUCUGAGAGUGAGAGAGAAGUGGCACGUGAGGAGACGGCAGCCAUGAGGUUUCAGAUGAGUACGGAGAAUAUGACGCACCAAAACCACGUGAAGAGCUUAAAUGAAGCACUUGAGAGUUUAAAAGCACAGCUGAGAUCUGAAAGCGAGAAGACGUCUAGCCUGGAGGUCAAAGUCUCAGAGCUUGAGACGGUGAAUUCAGAGUGCUCUCGACUGUUGGCCGAGAAAGAUUCGCACAUCACCAAGGCCGAGAGUCUGAUUCGCUGUGGAGAGGAUGAAAUACAUCAACUGAAGGAGAGAGUGACAUGCGGGCAGGUGGCUCUGGCGCUAGCGCAGACGGAGCGAGACGAGCUGAAGGAGAAGAUGGAGAAGGUACAGUCUGACGCUCAAGCUGAGCAAAUCAAAAUGGCUGCCGAGAUUGAAGACCUCGACCACACCAAGACCACGCUGGAGGAGCGGCUCAUCGAGCUCAUCAAAGAGAAGGACAUUCUGUGGCAGAAGUCUGAUGCGUUGGAGUUUGAGCAGAAGCAGAGGGCGGAGGAACAGUGGUGGUUAGUGGACCGAGAGGCUACACACUGUCUGAACUGCAACAGCCAGUUCACAUGGUGGCUCCGUAAGCAUCACUGCAGGUUAUGUGGGCGGAUCUUCUGCUACUACUGCAGUAAUAACUUUGUGAGUACUCGGUCCGGGGGGAAGAAGGAGCGCUGCUGCAGGGAAUGUUACAUGCAGCACAGCGCCGUGGUGGAGAGAUUCACCCGCUCCGAAAUCAGCAGCCCCACCGACACAUCUGCAGCACACGCACACACGGCCAACGCACCUCCACCCCCACCUCCACCCCCGUACAUACCUACACCCAGAGUUACAGUGACCGAUCCGAACGCGAAGCAGGACGAUGGAGUGUACGACAUCAUCACUGAUGAGGAGGUAAAUGGACUGUACGACAGCGACACGCUCUCGCAAACCACCGGAGAGUCACAGGACGGAGAAGCCGAAAGCCGGACCACUCAGGACCCUGGUGUUUCUGGUGAUGCGCUGGUUGCUGAGGAACAGGAGGAAAUGCCCCCGACUGUACAAGAUGCCGAAAUCCAUCUACUCAAAUCAGGAGAACUUGCCUCCUCGGUCCAGCUGCACAUCGAUGAGAUCCAGCGGUUCGGCGACGCCUCUCGCGAGCUCUUCGUCAAGUCCAGCUGUUACAGCGUCAUCUCCGUCACCGUACACGAGCACGGCCACGCUGUCGGCUGGGUUUUCUCGUCCGAGCCAAAGAGCAUCUGCUUUAGCGUCGUCUACAGGGAAUCCGCGGACACAUCUGAGGAGCAGGCCAAGGUUCUGAUCCCUCUGACUCGGUGUAACGCGCACAAGGAGACCAUUCGGGGCCAGCUUAAAGCCAGAAACCCUGGAAUCUACACACUUAUCUUUGACAACUCCUACUCCAGGUUCAUCUCAAAGAAAGUCAACUACCACUUGACCACUGAGAAGCCCGUCAUCUAUGAUGGAAGUGACUGCCCGUAGAUGCACUGUGGAUUUUUUUUUUUUCAGCUUCAGAUUUUUUUUGUUCAUUUUGUUACACAUUUAAUCAUUUUAUCCUGAGGCAUGCGAGUGUUUUCGGGUUCCAUACGGUUUUAAAAUAGCACUACCAGAACGAGACGAGGCGUUCCCGAGCACUCUGAGGUUUUCACACUUCUGCAUUAAGGUCGUGUUUGUUAUUAUCGAUGUGGCUUUCUGGCCAUUAAUAACGGCUUUCGUUCUUUAAAUUUUUAAUCAUGACACUUUUUAAAUAGCAUAUUACAUUAGACGUAAAAGCCACGCUACACACUACAUCAUCAAUUUGCUGCUAAUGGGAGUAUAUAUAUAUAUAUAUAUAUAUAUAUAUAUAUAUAUAUAUAUAUAUAUAUAUAUAUAUAUAUAUAUAUAUAUAUAUAUUUUCCAGUUCAUUUUGACACAGCCUUUCAUAGAUAAAAUCUCAAGCGUACACUAGAUUUUAUCAUUGAAAAAAAACUCCAGCUCUAAAAGUAAAUCAAAGCCAAAUGAGACGGUGCACUUUACCAAAGCUAGAACACUCUCGCAGUCAGGAAGGUUUUUAAUAUACUGCGGCUAAAGUAGUCAAGUUCGACACUACAGGCGCUAAUCAAUUACGCUGUUAAAAAAAUCCAGGUGCUGUCAGGUUAUUAACCCCCGACAACCAAAGACAAGUCAGGAUUAUUUCACUAAAUAAAGUCUAUGUACACUAUACACUAUACUUUUUGGAGACAGUGUGUGGUGGCCUGGGAAAACUCUUCACAUGCUGAAAUUGUCACUAAAGGCUUUUUGUCUUUCGUAUAUAUAUCUCAAGUAGUAGAAAAGUUCUAUGGUUUUAAAGGACAUCGCGAGACAAUUUUCAUUCAGACUGCGGCGGAAGGAGCGUCACGGUGCCUGAUUGCAACUUGAUCAAAGCGUGCCGUUCACUGUGUGACGCAAUCACACUUAUUCUGCGUUCUACCUACCUCGAAAGUGGGAAUUCGGAGUUCGGAAUAAAGUCAUUUUUGACGUUUGUGCUACGAAGUUGGAGGGGAGAAAAAAACAUGUACGACUCGAUGUUCAUCUUUUGUUAGCAACAAGCUAGAUAGAAAUUAUUGAGUACUAAAGUUACGACCUUUAAGGGACUGUAUUUGUUUAACUGGUUCCAUUUACGUUCUUUAAAACGUAAAUAAAAAACAUUUCUAUGUCAUUUUGGUCAAAUAUAGUAUAUUUCUUAUUUAAAUAUAGAAUUUCUUAGAGUUGUGCAGGUAGAAAAACCUAAUUUUUUGGGCAAAGCCCAAUUUUUUUCUUUCUUUUUUUUUUGUGCCAGAUUUCAGACACAGUGACAUUGGACGGGUUUUCCCACACCACCGCACAUAUGUUAUCGUUUUUGAAGUAGCUUAAUGUCAGAUUUUUGUUUUUAAAUAAAAUUAUAUGUACUGGAAAAGACACUAACCUCAAACACCCCAAAGUCAGCCACUAAGGGGCUUCAAAGUCUUUCUUUCUCUGUCUGUCUUUAUCUGAAUUUGACUAGAUUUAAUCACCGAAAUUAAAAUCCAUUCAAUUCAGUUUUAUUUGUAUAGCACUUUUAACAAUGCACAUUGACUCAAAGCAGCUUUACAGAAACAUAUAAACACAGGAUACAGAUUUAAAAUAUUCAAAUAUAAUCUAUGCAAUGUCACAAAUGGAAAGAAAUGUUUAUUAUUUACACGUGAUUUACUUUUAUAUGUGAAAAACACAUGGUGUACUUUCAAGUUCAAUGAAUUCUCUGAAUAGCUUUUUCAUGUUUCUUUUUUUUUGUCAUCUGUGGAAAACCCUAAACAGAGGGCUUCGUGUAUUUAAAAGUGUUUUUAUCUAGAAUUGUUCACCAUCCGAACAACCCUUAAAUGUAGAAAGCUACAGAAAGUCUUCCUCCCAUUGAAACCCCAGUUGGUUUUAUUGAUUGUAGUUUACAGUGUACACAAAUGUAUCAAUUAAGAAAAGACGUCUUCGCUAAUAACCUCAUUUAUAUAUAUAUAUAUAUAUAUAUAUAUAUAUAUAUAUAUAAAAAAACAACAGGACCACAAAUCUUCUGUUAGCGUGGACAACUUUUAUGCUAACGAAAUGAGAAUGAAAUGGCUUCCUUCCUCCGUGGAUGAGAAAGCAUGUUUUAGUAUUGUUGACUUUUACAGUCUUUCCCACGUCUGCCGACUUGUAUUUGUACAGCGUCAGGUUUACCGUACUCGCCCCGUAUUGUAUUAGGGGUCGACGAGUUUUUCUAGCUGUCAAUUAUAGAAAGUACAGGAGGCAGAAAGGUUGCCAUUUUUCUUUCUCGUGCAGCGAGAACUGACUGCAGCUACUUUCAGCUACGUAUGUUCACAUAACGUCUAAACAUGUUUAGAUUUGGACGCCACUACAGGCCAUUGGAAACUAUGUAAACACUAUGGAGCAGAGACAAGUCACUGUUAUGAUGUGAUGUACAUUUUAAACGAUGUAAUAAAGUUUUAUUCAGCGCUUGUU